AUGUCUGCCCCAAGCGAAUUAACUCAAGUUAUCCUUCAGAACCAAGCUGAACGUGACGUCAUUACCGAAUUGGGUACUGAUCAAUCCACAUUCAAGAUUGUUAAGAAGGAAUUUGAUGAGUCCACCUUGAAGGACGGUGACGUGCUUGUUAAGCUUUUGAUUUUGUCCAAUGACCCUACUCAGAGAGCUUGGAUCCAAAAGGGUGUUGAUCCAAAGAGAAUGUACGUCCCACCAGUCAAGGUUGGUGAAGCUAUGGGUUCUUUAGGUAUUGCUCAGGUUGUGUCAUCCAAGUCCUCUAAAUGGAACGUUGGUGACAUUGUCUCUGGUAAGUUUGGUUGGGGUGAUUAUUAUGUUGCUAAUGAAAACUUCAUUUUCAACAAGGUUGACCCUAAUGCUGGUUUACCAUUACCUUUAUAUUUGGGUCCAGUAGGUAUGACUGGGUUGACUGCCUACUUUGGUUUGACUGAGAUCCUCGACUUCAAGGAAGGUCAAACUCUUAUUGUUUCUGCUGCUUCCGGUGCCACUGGUUCUAUGGUUGUCCAAUUGGCCAAGAACGUGUUCAAGGCUAAGAAGGUGAUUGCCAUUUGUGGUUCUGAUGACAAAUGUAAGUGGGUUAAGAGUUUGGGUGCUGACAUUGGUCUUAACUACAAGUCCCCUAACUUCAAACAAGAGUUAAUUGAUGCUGUUGGAGAUGAAUUUGUUGAUGCUUACUUUGAUGCCGUUGGAGGUAGCAUUUUAUCUCAAUGUAUGUCAUUGAUCAAGCCAUUCGGUAAGGUAGCUGCCUGCGGUGCCAUUUCUGGUUACAAUGAUCAAUCCAAAUAUGCUGUGACCACAUGGUACGAAAUUAUCACCAACAGGUUGACCGUUAGAGGUUUCAUUGUUGGUGACUUUAAGGAAAAGUUUGCUCAAGCUAUUGGUGCCAUUGUUGGUGCUAUCAAACAAGGUCAAGUUUCUGUUACCCAAGGUAUUGAAUUGAAAGAUCUCUCUGGUGACUCCAAUAAGUUGGAAAAGGUUCCCGCUAUUUGGAACACUUUAUUCACUGGUAAGGGUGAGGGUAAGUUAUUGACCAAGCUUGCUUAA
This is a messenger RNA of Lizanozyma spartinae, 1080 nucleotides long. RefSeq lists its product as uncharacterized. Bases 1 to 1080 code for a protein of 359 amino acids. The record is from RefSeq and is a predicted model, not a curated record. Gene Ontology annotation, molecular function: oxidoreductase activity, acting on the CH-CH group of donors, NAD or NADP as acceptor. The transcript has a single exon. Lineage: Eukaryota; Fungi; Ascomycota; Pichiomycetes; Serinales; Debaryomycetaceae.